This is a messenger RNA of Bipolaris victoriae FI3, 2880 nucleotides long. RefSeq lists its product as hypothetical. Gene Ontology annotation, molecular function: 5'-(N(7)-methylguanosine 5'-triphospho)-[mRNA] hydrolase activity; RNA binding; manganese ion binding. Gene Ontology annotation, biological process: nuclear-transcribed mRNA catabolic process, nonsense-mediated decay; deadenylation-dependent decapping of nuclear-transcribed mRNA. Lineage: Eukaryota; Fungi; Ascomycota; Dothideomycetes; Pleosporales; Pleosporaceae. Bases 1 to 2880 code for a protein of 959 amino acids. The transcript has 2 exons. The record is from RefSeq and is a predicted model, not a curated record. Gene Ontology annotation, cellular component: P-body; cytoplasm.
AUGACUCCCACAAACACGACACUAGUUGACUGGCUCGAUGAUCUCUGCGUGCGCUUCAUCGUCAACCUGCCCAAUGAAGAAUUGCAGUCAGUCGAGCGCAUCUGCUUCCAGAUCGAGGAGGCACAAUGGUUCUACGAAGACUUCAUCCGCCCGCUCGACCCAAACAACCUCCCCUCGAUGCACCUGCGCAAGUUCUCCCAGCUCAUGUUCCAGCACUGCCCGCUGUUUUCUGCCUACUCAGAACAGCUGCACCAACAGGCCUAUGAGCAGUUUCUCGCCUACAAGACACGCGUCCCGGUGCGCGGGGCUAUUAUGUUGAACGAGGACAUGACACAUGCUGUGCUGGUCAAGGGAUGGAAAAAGGGUGCCAAAUGGAGCUUUCCGCGUGGAAAGAUUAACAAGGAAGAGACAGACCUGGAUUGCGCCGUCCGAGAAGUCUGGGAAGAGACCGGCUUCGACCUCAGGGAGGCUGACCUAGUCGAGCCUGACGAGAACAUGAAGAAGAUUACCGUGACGAUGCGUGAACAAAGCAUGAUGCUCUACGUAUUCCGCGGAGUGCCAAUGGAUGCGCAUUUUGAGCCACAGACAAGAAAGGAAAUCUCAAAGAUCGGCUGGUACAAGCUGACCGACUUGCCUACCCUAAGGCGGAAGAACCAGGCCCAACCACAACAGGGGCACGGACAGGAUUUGAUCAAGGAGAGCAGUUUCUACAUGGUUGCUCCCUUCCUCGGACCUCUAAAACAGUGGAUAAAGCAGCAAAACAAGCUAGGGAGACAAAGGCUACGGAACAGCGCACACAUUACACCAGCACAAGUGGCAGGUACUGAUGACGAAGAUGCUCAGCCCGGGAUCUACAGAAGUACUGCUGGCCAGAUUGCAAACAAUACACAGUCAAAUGAUGAUUUCGCCAACAUGGUGGCCCAGCUAGGUCGCACUCACCGUCCAAGCGAUACUCUGCCAGAACUGUCUGGACAGCAACAUGCAUCGCAGCAGCAAAGCCAGGAUCCUGCCGAAGCACUUAAACGGCUACUUAGUGUGGGCAUGCCAUCUUCGGCAGUAGAAGCACCUGGUAAUCCAGCUCCGAACCCGCAGCAGGCUAACCCACUUCUGGCAUUAUUCAAGCAGGGCAAUAGCCAGCCCGGAGUGGGCCAGCCCCAGACACCAUUCGAGCAGAUCAUGUCUACACCUGUGCAGCCGUCAAGCCCCCAUGGUCAACACCAUCCUCGGCCGCCACAGAUGCAGAAUAUGGGACCUCCGCCACCGUUCUACACACCUCCAGGACCUUCAAACCAUUUCAACAAUAUGCAACAUCCACAACAUAUGCAGCAUCAGUUCAUGCAGAGUCCACCCCAACAUCCAGGUUCAAUGUACUCACACCAGCCCCCGACGAUGCAGCAUGCAUUUGACCAGCGAAACCCACAAUUGUCCCAUGACAUGAGUGACUCUCAAUUCGCAGGAGGUAACGGAAGGCCUGUCAUACCUCCUGCAUCCAAAUUGCCUGCUCCCAACCUCAACCCGCAUGCAUUGGGCUUACUGAAUUCUUUCAAAUCCAACAACCGGCAGUCUCCUGCUCCCCAAUCGCCCCAGACAACCGUCGCUGCCCCACUGCACCGAAACCAGCAAACAACUCCCAGGAUAGAACAUCCUCUCCCUCAGCAUUUGCCUCAUGGACUCGUUUCGCCGCAUGGACAACAAUUUUCCGCAAGUCCGCCACACUUUCAAUCACCGCAAUUUCAGUCGCCGCCAAUUGCCUCUAACUUUGUGCCGGAGCAACCGAAGCCAAGGAAUCUUCACCAAGAUUCUUUGUUGUCGCUGUUCAGGCCUACUCCUCCAUUGGCAAGUCCUGAGCCGGCACCUGCAGAGCUGUCGGCAUUUCCUACAACUCCAGCUUUUGCUUCUGCUCAACCGGCUGCAAACCCCUCCGAGUUACCUAACACAGGCGUGUCAGGUACUCAUGGCGCUCUUCCUACCAGGGCGAAGAUUACGUCGGCCACCGUGAGUGGCCCAGUGAACGCUCCGGACUUUGACACCAUGAAGAAACACAGGCAGUCUGCAAACGGGAGUUCAUCUGGACAUUCACCGGCCACGAACAUGCCAUUCAUGCCUCAGCAGAUUCUCAAGCGUCCUCCUCAGGCUUCUCCACAAAGUAUUACAAAGGUUUCUCCGUCACCCCAGCAGCCGACUGAGGUAUCAGCCUCACCUCAACCGGCAUUCAAGCCGCAGAUCCUCAAGCGUCCUCAACAGCAAGAGCGGAAACCAACGCCUGACGGAAAUAGUUCGUCUGGACCAGCAGCACCCGUGACUAAACCCACACCGCACGCCCAGGGGUUGUUGGAUAUGUUCAAGGGAAACUCGCCCCAACCCCCUCCCGCUCAACCAGCAGUCUUACCAUCUCGCUCACCGGUGCCUCCACCCGGAUCCGCAAUGGACCGCCGCGACUCUGUCCCUUCAGACCAGAAAAAUGUGCUGCUUUCCCUCUUUAGUAGCAAGCCGUCUCCUUCGCCGAAUUCUCAAGCGAAAAGUCCAAUACCCCCAGCGCGCUCCCCUUUUGCGCCUACACCAAAAACGUCAAUGUCGGGUAUCAUCAGUCCAGUCAGUCCUUUGCCCACAAACGGCAGCGCUGGUGCAGUUAGUCCAGAAGGAAUGGCGAAUCGUAGUAGGAUUAGCAGUAUUGGAGACGGAACGGCUCCCAGCAUCGUCAUUCCACCUCCCACUAGCCAUCCGGUGGACAGUGCAGUAGGCAUGUCACGGGGAGAAGGUAUGAACUUGGGUGGUCUUGGAACUCAGGGUUUGCCCGGAAGUGCGAUUGAAGGCAAGAGUCCUGUAGAUAAGACAUUCUUGUUAGGUUUCUUGGAAGACGUUGCCAGGCGCGGGCGUUGA